Diabrotica virgifera virgifera (western corn rootworm) is the source of this 1179-nucleotide messenger RNA. RefSeq lists its product as uncharacterized. Bases 360 to 959 code for a protein of 199 amino acids. Lineage: Eukaryota; Metazoa; Arthropoda; Insecta; Coleoptera; Chrysomelidae. The record is from RefSeq and is a predicted model, not a curated record. The transcript is spliced from 2 exons.
ACAGGCUGGAAAACCGGUGUAAUUCGCACAAUCGAGGAAAAAAUAAAAAGACCGCUGCAGUGGGGAGUUUGUCUUUUGCAUUUGAACGAAUUGCCGUUCAGGCACUUGUUUCAAACUUUGGACGGUGAAACGACUGGCCCAAAAUCUUUUAGUGGUUAUUGGCUCACAACUCAGAAAUUGUGAAAAACUUCCAGUAGUAAAAUUUCAAAUCAUUGAUUGCGAGAUUCCAGACAUCGAUAGCAAAAUCUUAAGUAAAGACCAACAAUAUCUCCUGGAUGUAAGUUUGGCUAUCAAGUCAGGCACCUGCACAAUAGACUUCCCGAUGGCUGACAACAGCGAACAGAGUUCUUCGUCUUUAUAUGAGCGUUGAAAGUCCCUCUGAAGAACAUCUUAUUUUGGUACAAUUUAUACUUAAAUCUUACAUGCCUGUAUGGUUUAAGAUAAAAAAAAAAAACUUGAUAAAGGUGGUUGAUCCAGUAAUUGAAAGGAAUGCGUUUUUCGCGCAUCCAGAAAACUUGCUCCUCAGUAUGAUUGUUGAUGAAAGGGCCCAUAUCAGAGAGUUGGGGCUUAGAAGAAUCAUAAAAUCAAGGACCGUAGCUUCCAAUAAAAAGCUAGUCCGAACUUUUAAACCCCCAAAACUCAACUUCCAGGCAAACGAAUAUUAUGAAAUUAUUGAUUGGACUACUACUGCUAUUUCUCCACCACCGUUGUUGCGAAGAGUAUCUGACGAAGAAAUGUGGGCCAAAAUUUCAACUGCCAACACACCAGAAGAAUGGAAUUUCCAUAAAUUUCCGUGUCACACGCAAGCGGUGGAGUGCUGUGUGAAAUUGGUAACUGAAGCCUCCUCAAAACUCGUUGGUGCCAAGAACAGAGAUGGAUUCAUAAGAACAACGCUGCUAUCAAGAGCUUCAAUGCCAAGUUUUUCAAGCAAGCAAGAUUUUAAAGUUCCAAACAUUUAACGGACUAUUCUGUGAGUCUGGGAAUUGACAAUUCGUAAAUUUUGUAAUUUUGUAAUUAAUAAACUCAUUUGGAUAAAUGUAAAUUGCCUAUUUACCAACAUUAUAUUUCUAAAAAUAACACAUGAGUAGUGGGUUUAAAAAAAUUAGUUGCUGCACUACACUAUAAAAGUGGUUAGCACUCGAAAAGUGAUCAAUUAACUAUAUUGAAGGCCUUGCGCUA